AUGGCGAUAUUCAGAUAUGAAGAGGUAGCUUCUCAUCCAAAGGCUUACCGCUGCAUCCUGACCGUUGCUGGACAACAAUUUGCAAUGGUAGCACCUGCUAAAAAAACAGCCAAACAGAAAACAGCGGAGAUGGCUCUGCGCACACUGCGCCCUGAUUUGCCUAUCACUCCAUUCGAAGAUGGCGUAACAGUGCAGCCAGUAACCGCUGAAGGGACAGUGCCACUCCAGCCUAUAGCAAGACCUGCCAUAAAGCCUGAGGGCGAAGAUGCACCUCCCGCUAAGAAGAUCAAGCUUAAUGCACUGGAAUCCGCAUUGUCGCUGCUCGAUUGUAUGAGAAAAUUAUGUGCCGAGAGAGUUUCAGAAGGUCCUUUCAAUCCAGUUUUUGAUAUUACGGACAUCACUGAAUCAGCUUCAACUACUGGCGAUAAGCGGAAGUUUAGGGCCACUUUGACGUUUGCUGAACAAGGGAAAGUGUACACUCGCGAAGGAUUUGGCAAAAUGUCUACGAGAGAUGUUGUUGUUAGAGAG
This is a messenger RNA of Strongylus vulgaris, 528 nucleotides long. The record is from the annotation of a GenBank genome assembly. Lineage: Eukaryota; Metazoa; Nematoda; Chromadorea; Rhabditida; Strongylidae.